Salvelinus namaycush (lake trout) is the source of this 1120-nucleotide messenger RNA. RefSeq names its product integrin alpha-V-like. Gene Ontology annotation, cellular component: integrin complex; external side of plasma membrane. NCBI's taxonomy places the organism in Eukaryota, Metazoa, Chordata, Actinopteri, Salmoniformes, Salmonidae. The record is from RefSeq and is a predicted model, not a curated record. Gene Ontology annotation, molecular function: integrin binding. The annotation marks the transcript as partial. The transcript is spliced from 8 exons. Gene Ontology annotation, biological process: integrin-mediated signaling pathway; cell-cell adhesion; cell-matrix adhesion.
AACAACGCGGGGGCUGUCGAGUUUUUUUUAAACACGAACAGAGAUUUGUAACGUUGUAUCGCAUGAACUGUACGAUAGAUGACACGAGUUGAUUCGAAUUGGACUCUUUUUCUGGUAAUGUUGGUGAAGAAGUGAAACCGUUUAGCGGAGUGGUUUACUGAACUGGCGCCGGAUUUAUGGAAAUGGAGUGUGGUGUAUCAUCGGUGUAUCAUCAUUAGAACGACUACAAAAAGAACGGAAGAACUCAUUGCAGUUGAGGUCUUAACGCCCAAACUAAAACACACCACCACCACCACACACCCAGUUUAAUAAGGCUACAGACUUGGAUCUUUAGCAGUCGGGAUGGAACGACGUCGCAAACUUUGUUUAUUUUUGGCUUCGAUCCUGUCUUGUUUACAGUGGACAACCUCUUUCAACCUGGAUAUUGACAAGCCCUAUGUAUUCUCUGGACCGAAAGGAAGUUAUUUUGGAUUUUCUGUGGAUUUUUUCCAGCCAAAUAAUAAGCAGUCAAACAUUCUUAUAGGAGCUCCCAGAGCCAACACCUCCUCAGCUUCCACCGUGGUGGAGCGAGGGGCAGUCUAUACCUGCCCGUGGCAGAAGAGUAGUGACUGUACCCAAGUACAGUUUGACAAUACUGAUGAUCGCGAGAAUAUGGAUGGAGUCCAGAUGGAGGUCAAGUCCAACCAGUGGUUUGGAGCCACGGUACGGUCAGACGGUGAACACAUCCUGGCCUGUGCACCUCUCUACCAGUGGAGCACGUACAGCUUCUCCGAGCGAGAGCCUGUUGGAACGUGUUUCUUGAAGAAAGGACGAGACGUGGUGGAGUACUCUCCCUGUCGAUCUAAUGCUAACUCUCCAGAGGGACAAGGAUUCUGUCAGGCUGGAUUCAGUAUUGACUUUGUCAAGAAUAACAGGGUGGUUGUUGGAGGCCCUGGUAGUUUCUAUUGGCAAGGUCAGCUGAUCAGCGACGAUAUCUCUGAGAUCAUCGCCCGGUUCAACAACAACUACUACACUCCUUACAGUAACCAGCUGACCACCAAGUCUGCCAGCGCUCAAUACGACGACAGCUAUUUAGGUUACUCUGUGACCGUCGGAGACUUCAAUGAGGAUGGAGAAGAUG